AGUCGCAUUUUGUGAUUAAUUUCAGCUACAAGUUUUAUGUCCAAAAAUGAAAUCGUCUAGAAAUUUCGUAUUAAUUCUCAUCAUCGCAGUCAGCAUAGCUAUUAAUGGUUCAUCAUCAAGCUCCGUCGACGGUGAGAUGUGUAGAUGUGGAAGAAUCUACGAUCCAGUCUGUGCAAGUGAUGGAUCUAUCAACAAGACAUAUGACAAUGAGUGCAUUCUUAAAUGUGAGCAGAAAGAUGCAAGAAGAAGUGGCAGAAUGCUUAACAAAAUGUAUGAAGGAGUUUGUCAAACAGACGAGGAUGAAAUGUGAUUGAACUUUUUUUUUAUGGAACGUGACAAAAUGUAGAAUUUUGACUUAUGCUGGUACUGAAAUUUGAACUCUUUUUUACUUUCUCGGUUAGACGUGAUGGACUAUUUUUAGAUUACUAGAAACUUUUCAUCUCCUUUUUAUGGCUGUAAUGUAUCAAAUGUUAUGGACGUUCAAUGAAAUUUUAU
Molecule: messenger RNA, 495 nt
Organism: Chironomus riparius
Lineage: Eukaryota; Metazoa; Arthropoda; Insecta; Diptera; Chironomidae
Source: the annotation of a GenBank genome assembly